AUAUUUUAACCAAAAAAAAAAACAGUAACUUUUUUUUAGUUAUAUCGGAAUAAAAUUAUACAAAAAAAACACACGUUUUGUUUGAUGUUUUGUUGAUCGUUUUGUUUUUGGUGUGUACUUCAGGUUUCGGAUCACGAAUUACACAGCUGUAAUAAUUGGUAGUGACGUUAGCAUUCCGUGCCUGGCAGCAGUGAUUCGUAUGUCCAAUGUUGAUUGUUGAUGAACGUUCGGUGAUAAUGGGAUAUACUUUUCGCCUUUGCUUGUUUAAAUAUCCCAAUUUAGUUCAAAACGUGACACGUGUAUUAUUUAAAACCCAAUUAAUGACAAGCGGCUUUUUUAUGGUCUAGAGUUGUUUCUUUCACGGGAGCCGAGGUAAUUACCGAUUUAGCGAAUGACGAGGGAUUGUACAAAAUAACAGUCAUAUCAAUAUCAAUUAAGACGUUUUUGUAUGUCGUUAGUGGGGUGCGUCACUUAUGCACUUGAUUAUUUUCGGAAUAAAUAAAAUAAAUAAAGGUGUUGCCCUACAGUAAUCGGGCGGCCCUUUUCAUUUGUUUUUAACAUUGAGACUGCUUGGCAUGAAGAACUUUCGAGGUUCAAGUUUUAUUGUGAGUUGUUAAAUUGCAUUUGGGUUGGGGAUGGCGGUCGCUUUAGGGGUGGCGGGCCCCAUAAAAGGUAAGCCGCUGGACAUCAUAGACUUGGAUAAGGCGAAGACACCCGCGGAGGCCAUCUACGAGUGGCACGACAAGGUGCGCAAGGAGCUCAACAAACAUAUCCUUCUCCGGGGCGAGAAUGAAUUGCUCGAAAUUAUGGAGUGGUACUUGGAGCAGCUCAAAUUCCAAGGGAAAUACCUGCAGGACCCCGAGACCCUGCAGAACGUCAUAAUCAAGCACAUCAAGGUGAUCGAGCUGUCGUUCAAGCGGCUCAAGGCCCGCAAGAGCGACUCGCACUACCUCGACCUCAUGGAGGAGAUCAUGACCCGAUUCUGCGACGUCGUCGUCGAGAACGCGUCCCAGAAGAAGAAGGUCGUCCCGAAGAGGGAGAUGAAAAAGAUCAUGGCGCUGUCCUGCAGGCGCAUCAAGUGCCUGCUGUAUCACUGCUUGCUCGCCAGUCAGCAGCGUAUACAGCACGUGCUGAUCAAGAUGCAGAUCGAUCCCGGAUCGCAGCCCUGCCGCGACAUCAUCAACUACGUUUACGCGCAUUUUCUCACGCGGAUCAAGCAGGAGCAGACGGACGAGGCCUUCUGCCGCGGCUACAUCAUAUUCCAGAAGUGGAAAAUGGUGCGCAAACCGGAGGAAGCUGACACCGUGGACCGGUGUCUCUAUUCGCUAUACGGGCACCUACCGAAAAACGUCGCGACGCACGAGAUAUUCCGUAGCGUCGUGAAACUCGUCUCUACGUCGAUCGCGGGGAUGACGCGCGACUAUUUCGCAUACAUCAGGGCGCGGGAACGGGACCUGGAAAAACGGGAGAUGGCGCUGGACACCGUGUUCGACGACGUGGCCGAUCUGGACAUCGCGAAGAACUUCGGCUGGGAGCGGCCGAGAGGGUCCGACUCUGACUUUAGCAGCGCGUACAAACGGUGGGACGCGGAGAUCCACGCCUUCUCCGUAGGCAACACAGACGGCGACGACGUGGUGCUCCUCAGCGACGAUGAAACCGUCGGAGAUGACGCCGAUGACGUGGUGCCGGCCAGCGACGACGAAACCGUCGAGGUUUCGUACGACACGACGAAGAAGGCGACGGCGAAGUCGCAACGCGCAACUGUCGAGAGCAGCGAGCCGUCGACGAUGACAGAGGAGCGGCUACUGGCCAAUCCGGACCUGACACGCGACGGAGACGCCUCGCGUUCGCUGUCGGCGUGCAGCUUCCUGGACGACGCGGCGUCGAUGACGAGCGCGAAAUCGUCGGCGACCUGCGAGUGCGACAAGUGCCGAGACUUCGAAACGCCGCCGCCGCCUCCGCCACACAUUAUAAAAACUGAUACGCCCCUUUACGAACAACCCGACGUCGCCGUCGCUAAUGAAACGAAAGAGGCCCAAGUCGACGACGGCGUCGCCAAUCAGUCGACUACCACCUACGUCAUCAUGAAGUUGAUCGCGGCGGAAGAGGCGGGGCUCAAAUCGAGAACCGCGACGUCGCCCAUUGCCAAGUGUACGACCAGAACUCGGUCGCUGACGGAGGCGUCGGUCGAGCAAACGCCGGUAACGCCCUCUAGCAUGUUCCUGCACCUGAUGACGUCGCCGUCCGAGGAACAAGCGAUGGGAGGACACACUUCGAGGAUGGACAACUGUGCCGCGGUAAAAGAAAGGACCUACCAGAGUAACGGCGAGGAGGACUACAAAAACGCCUCGCACUAUUACUCGAGCUUCUCUCCGAUGAUCAACGCGCGCCACUGGUCCGACGAUAACAGGUCCGAACCCGUCAUCCAACUGAACAAGUUGUUGUUCGAAGGUCCCAACGUCGCGAACCCAUCGAUUCGACGUGCACUCAACGAUGACGAUGACGGGCCGAAGAUCGACACGAAACUGCCGCUGAAGAAAAGGAAGAUGAUGGCGGCGCCGCCGAAAACGGACUUCGACCAGAUGCUGAUGAACUACACAGAUUGGCUCCUCGAAAAUCCCGAGAUCUCUUAUCCGGCGACGCCGAUGCUGAGCAUCGCAGAAGUGCAGGAGCACGAGAAAAUGGGGAAGAGGAUGGCCGUGGAAGCAGAAAACGGCACUAUGUACGCACUGUUAUUAACAUUUUUACUCUCAUUUAUGUUUUUCUCUCAACUACCAUCUCUGAUUGUGUAUCAUCGUCUAAAGAGGAAGAAGAAGAAGAGGACGAGGAGAAAAAAGAAGAAGAUGGGGCGGAGGAAGACUUGGCAGCAAGAGAGAAGAGCGGGAAAAGUCCGGCGCACGAAACACUUCAUUAUCGUGGUCCAGAUUAUCACAGCGGGAAGAAAAAUUUUCCAGCCGACCCAGAGCUAUCUGGUACAACGGGUAAGCUUCCAGGUCGGGGAAGUAGUCUUGGGAUUCCUCGAACUCCUUCAAAUCGGCCACCAUUAUGUCCACUGCAUUCUCGACAAAUAAGCGCGCGUCUAUUUGAUGAUGGUCCAUUACCCAGCGAACGAUAUUGACAGAAGAUGUCUCUAACAGGCGGAUGCGGAGUUACUGCUGAUAAUCUUUCAGAAUUGGGAGUAAUGGGAUUUUCUUUUUGCGCGUUCUGUGCCGCAGAUCUUAGUCGCAAAGCGUUUUGACUUGUUUGACUUAUGGUACUAGGAACUCGAGUGCGUUUCGGUCUCCUUGACAUUUUCCAAAAUUUUCUUCUUCUGUUCCUUUAAAAGAAUUAAUUUUUUCGCGUUGCGUAAUAUCUUUCUGUUGAAGUACCACUCCAUCAAUCUUUUAAUGAUGCCUACCCCAAAAGGAAGCUCGAUCGAAUGGACACUCCAGAAAAGCUUCUGGUCUGAGAAUAUUUUUGAGGAAUGCAAAUAUAACAGCAAGGCGAUUACGAUAUAAAUGGUCCCUGCUACUAAAAUAAACUUCCGUUGCGUUUGCUUCCUCUUUUUUUGGAAAUCCGAUUGUGUUUGUUUUUUUCCUUAACUUUGCGAUAAUAACACCCAUUAUAGAAAAAGUUUUGAGACAUCGAUCUGGAUGCCAGCCUGGUCCGGAUCGAUAUUUCAUGCGGUCAGAUUCGGAUAAAAAAGGCCACAAAGUAACACUAGGGUUGUGGAAUUGACCGGUCAAAUUUUUUGUGUCGAUUGACCGAUAUAAUUUCAAAAAUCCAAUGAAAUUUAUGUUGUGUUCUGAGUACUAAAUGGAGUGAAUAUCGUAUUCGGGUAUUCCUUGAAGAGGGUUAUGGGUAAACAAUUGCAAUAUGUUGUUUAAAACGUUUUUUGACCAACCAUAUAAGAUAAUAUAGCGGCCCUACUAGGGUAAAAAGUGAUGCGCCGCAGGUGGCUAUGACAUUUUCGUAGACAAGGUGUGGAUAUUUUGCGCAUGCGUCACCCCCAACUAACGGAAUUGUCACUUGGUCGUAAUUUUUCUGAAAUAAUUUAAUAUAUACAUUCACACAACACCAGGAUACAAAAUUAUAUACGUCCUAACAUCAUUUAAAAUUUAUACUU
Messenger RNA from Cylas formicarius (sweet potato weevil), 4105 nucleotides. RefSeq lists its product as uncharacterized. Bases 636 to 3071 code for a protein of 811 amino acids. The record is from RefSeq and is a predicted model, not a curated record. Lineage: Eukaryota; Metazoa; Arthropoda; Insecta; Coleoptera; Brentidae. The transcript has 7 exons.